AUGGAGGACUCGAAGUUGAACACAGCUAAGAGGCUGGUCAUCAUGCGUCUCUGGAGGCACGACGAGCGAGAGCUCUCCUUCGCGCGACGCGCGUGCAGCCACGCCCCCAACGCCGCUAGCCCAACGACAAGCCCCAGUACGCCGACUGCAACUCCAGCUCCCACCUGGGCAGCAUUUCGCCUCCCACUCGCGCUCGCAUUCGACGUCGCCUUCGCCCAUCCCACGCUCGCCCCCAUCGUCGACUCUGUCGAGUCCGCCGUCGCCGUGGCUCCAUCCGCGCCAGCCGUCUCGCUCAAGCCCCCUCGGCAGACGUCGCCCCCACCCGCGUCCGCCGCGACGAGCUCAACGACGGCUGCCUCGCUCGCCAGCACGCUCACGCCGCGCACCGGGCCCACCACCACCGUCGCCUCCCGUCUGAACUUCGCCCCGCCCUUGUGA
Messenger RNA from Epithele typhae, 438 nucleotides. RefSeq lists its product as uncharacterized. Bases 1 to 438 code for a protein of 145 amino acids. The record is from RefSeq and is a predicted model, not a curated record. The transcript is spliced from 2 exons. Lineage: Eukaryota; Fungi; Basidiomycota; Agaricomycetes; Polyporales; Epitheliaceae.